AUGGCCGUCAUGCAUCUGUCUGCACAUGAAUCUAUCAUCGUGAUCUUUCUGCUAGACAUCCCAUCGACCUUUACCAAGGUUGUAGGUCGCUUUGAGCAUGAGAAGGAAGUUCUAUCCAAGACCCCGGCAUCUCCAAUGCUUGUUGGUCUGGGCAACCUGUUAACUAGGUCUUCAAGAGGCGGUCAACAGCAACGCCGAUCUGGCUUGACUUUACUCUCAAAACAGGUCACCUCCAGGGAUCAAGACGAAUUACAAGAGGGGGAGAAGGGAUACAAAGUCAUCAACAAGUCGGCCACAGUCAUGUUGAGCGACCGGGUCCCAGUGCCUAUGCUGUUAUCCCUCAAACAUGAUGCAAUCGCGCUCUGCUGCAGCGAGAGCAAGCACAAUAUGCCUAUGGGAGUUCUUGAAAGUUUGUACAACAGCCUUUACAGCGGCAGCGAUCAUCCUACAGCCCACGCUUUGAUCCCCACCAUCCCACCCAAUUCUCAUUGCCGUCAUUGCAAACAUGCAGAACACGCAGCCGAGUUCCCUCCCGGCAAGUAUGGAUGUGCGUACCUUAUUGCUGUUACCAACACCGCUCAAACCAAGACCAGAAAACCCACUGCAAGGAAUACCAAGAGAACAAAGACUGGAAAGCCGAUCAGCCCCAAGGUGGAUACCCUCCCAAUCGCUUUCUACAGUGCUUUCAAGGUCGCCAGGUUCUUCAUCAAAAGGGAGGUCAACUUCCAAUGCGCUGCUGCCAUCUUCGAAGCCAUUGACCCGAUUCGCACCGUGACGUUACGGUUCGCAAAGAUGGCCCAGAACCUACAAGCGAGGCCUAACAGGCAGUACCAGGAGGACAGCAAGCACGAGGAGGAGAGUCAGGACUGGGAUGACAGCGAGGACAAGGAGUACAGUGAUGAAGGAUUCCUGGGAGACGGGAGGAUUCUAUUGGACGACCGGAUGGCCUAUCAUAGAGUUAGCCGGUCAAAGUUUUUGCACUGUUUCUACCCCCAGCUUUGCAAUGUGGCACAAGCCAAGAAAAUCAGUCCAUGGGAGUCCCUCUUGUGGUCCCCAACCUUUUUCUACGGAUCAGAUGUUGCGCAAGUGCACUUCCCUUCUUGA
Molecule: messenger RNA, 1104 nt
Organism: Filobasidium floriforme
Lineage: Eukaryota; Fungi; Basidiomycota; Tremellomycetes; Filobasidiales; Filobasidiaceae
Exons: 10
Coding region: 1-1104 (367 amino acids)
Source: RefSeq, a predicted model, not a curated record